Molecule: messenger RNA, 4134 nt
Organism: Blastomyces dermatitidis ER-3
Lineage: Eukaryota; Fungi; Ascomycota; Eurotiomycetes; Onygenales; Ajellomycetaceae
Exons: 6
Coding region: 440-1576 (378 amino acids)
Source: RefSeq, a predicted model, not a curated record
CUGAAAAAAACCGGAAAUCUGUGAAAUAAAACCUGACCCCCACCCCGAGUUAUAAUACCUGACAGAACUCUUCAACUCUUUUUGACCUCGUUCAAAACAUUCAAAAACACCAAAACACCCAAAACACCCAAAACGCUUCCCAGCAUUUGCUAAAUAUUUCCUCGUGUUGUACGCAGUAUUCGUCUGCUGUAUUCGGUCUCCGCCUGUAUCCCUCGUUCUCGUGUGUUAUCUCGCUCUGUUUCUUCCCUCGCCCUCUUGUUUCCGCUGUAUCUCUUCCCUAUAAUCUUUCCUCCCUCUGCUGCCGCCUUUCUGCCCGCCCGGCUGCCCACCAGGCACCGUGUCUUGUCCCUCCCCUGACUCUCUUCUAACCGUCAAGACGUCGUCCCUCCUGGAUCCGUCGUUUCUCCUUCCGCAUCGCGUUGCUUUCUCGAAUAAUACGAUGGGUCGCACCGUUGACCAAGAGGUCCACGCGGCGUUCGUCGAGUUUCGUGCCAAGGAAGAUGAUAAGUGUCUCUCCGUUCAAUGCAUAUACUGCCAGCAGAUCAGAGCAAAGAACACGAGUCGACAGAAGCAACAUCUACUCGAAUGUCCCGCGCUUCGCGGCCAUAAUCCUCCCCAUCCGCAGUCCGCCCCUACCAAUGGCGUAGGUCCCGUCAAUGGCUACGGGGCGGCUCCAAACGGGCCUGCUGGUGGCCCCGGUGCUGGUGCUCUGCAGACUCCUAUGCAGAAUCUCUCCAGUCGCCCGUCUCUCCCUUCGCAAGCUGCUCCUCCCCCUAGCGCAUCCUCCGCAGCUCCCCAGGCGCAGCAACGAGCCCACAGCACCCCCAAGUCUUCGAAGCAGCCCAGGCAGAGCACCUCAAGCCUGCCGGCUCCCCCUCUCGACGAUGUACACGCCGCCUUUGUUGAGUUCCGCGCGAAGGAAGAGGAUAAGUGUCUCUCUGUCCAAUGCAUAUACUGUCAACAAGUCCGUGCGAAAAAUACGAGUCGACAGCGCCAGCACCUGCUAGAAUGCCCGCCAUAUCUCAAUGUGAUGAAAGACUCCAUCCCCGCCAAUAACCUCCAACACUCGUUCCCCGAAGGGGAUAUUGCCCGCUCUCUCCAGCUCCCUAUUCCCACAUUGGAACUUGACUUCCGUAUGAGUCUCAAAUUAAAUCCAACGGUAACAGUUGGACAGGGCCUCUGGGGACAAAGAGACUGGGUCACGUUUGUUGGUGGUCAAUGGGCGGGAAGAUGGGGUAAAGGAAUUGUUCUGCCCGGAGGACAAGAUUCGCAGGUCGUCGUCAAGGAGCUAUCCACACACAUUAAAGCAAACUACCUGUUGCAAACUGCAGAUGAACCGCCAGCGUUCAUCGUCGCAAAGACCACCGGCUGGAUGACGGGCGCAAAGGACGUUUUGGAGAAACUCGCAGACCCAUCUAUGGCCGACUCCGUUAACCCCACCACCUAUAAAUAUCGCAUUAACAUAUCUUUGGAGACGGGCGACGAGCGCUACGCAUUCGUCAACACUGUCAUGUGGGUUGGUAGUGGUUGCCGUCGUUCCUCAGAGGUUAUUUUCGAUGCUUUCCGCAUCACCUAAAUGGAACGAGCGACGAUCCUUGUAUUCGUUCCCUGUGAUUUGAUUUUAUAUUUUUACUUGGCUUUUCUAUGUGGGGUAAAAGCUAGGAUUUUACAUCAAACAACUUUCUCUCCCCAUCCCCUAUUCACUAUGUCUUUUUGAGUCGAAACAGGAUGGUGUCAGUGGCGAACUUAGGACGAUGUCUUGAUGUCUCGAUUUUUUUUAAUAUUUAUUUUCAAUUUGAUCUCUCGGGGCUAAGAGAAACUGGGCCUCUUGCCCGGGAUGCGUUUUUUCCGUGCGCUUUAGUGAUGGGGUGAUGAUAUCUUGUUUUUCCCUUUGAAAAAUCCUUUUUAUUCUCCCGUCUAUCUACUUUCUAGUCUUUUUUCCCUUGAUCUUCUACGAGCGCAAACAAACAAAUACCACCUAUCGUGCUCUCAUUCUCAAAUUUGUGUUUUGAUAUUAUUUUAUGUCUCGUCGCCACCUUUUAUAUUUUCCAUUUUAUUUACUUUUAUCUUCCCUUUUAUCUCAUGUUAUCCUCCUUUAAUUCUAGCUUGCUACUAUUUUUUUUCGACAUGGUUUUGAUGCGCCUUUUGCUUCCUUCUCGUUUCCCCCGAAUGACUUAGGGCUGUGACUAAUCCACCCUGAGACCUAGCCCUCCUUUUUUUCCUUUACCUUUUUUUCCUUUUUCGACUCCUUCCAAUCCUCUUAUAAUUUGUAUCUUUUUGCUUAUUCUUUUCUUUUCAUGUUCAAUUCCAUUAUUUACUAUUUAACCACUUCAUGUAUUGCAACCAGCAGUCUUCAUAGUUUGACAACUCUCUACAUGUAUCUGGAGCAUGGUUAUUGUUUUUUAUUACUAGUGCGACACAUACGAGACGCGAGAAAAUGUGUAACUAACUAACUGUUAACUAGUGGUUACGUUCGUUGAAGGAACAGCUACUUCAGGUGGUCAAAGUGUGUCUGUCUGUCUUUUUAAACUCCACCCUUCUUCCUUUCAACUCCUGAUAUCCGCCAUGCAGGAGAUCACCUGUCCGGCGAUUGUCAUGUUCUCUUUUUCACCCGGCAUCGUUUGCACAUAUCGGUGAUGAAAACAAUCUAGCACAGCAACCUUCUUCAAAAUAGUUAUUAGCACGGACGCUCUUCCUUGUACGGACUGACGAACCCAAAAGCAAUAUUCACGGUCCAAGGCCAAUUCCUUGCACGCUACGCCUCGUGCUGAAAACAGCUCCUUUGAGUGGGCUGAAGCUAAAACGGUUGCUCUUUUAUACAACUAUCCGGCUUCUAGAGGAUAAAAUCCCCUGCUUAGGUGGACGACGCCCUAUAGGCUCCCGAUCUAUAUAAGUAUACUCUGUAGGUGAAAAUGCUGUUCAACUGUUGAUGGUAGGGUUGGAAUUGCUAUCUACAGCGCUAUAUCGCUAUUUGUCAUGGCAGCUGCGAAAUAUUCCAGCCCAACGCGCGAAGCAAAAUCGGCGAAGGGACGAAGUUUUCGGCCGCGCAUAGCUUUGUCAAAACCAUCUGCAUUAUACAUCUCAUGUGUUAGACAGCGGCCGCCUGUUACUAAACAUAAAGACACUGCUCACACCUGCUCUAUCUUCUCUUCCUACCGCAGUAGUUCCCAACAAACAUGUCUGCGUUUUAUUGGGAGCCCAAGUUGCCGGGUAUUCUGCAAAGAUAGAGCCUUAGGGAUUCAACACCUGACUACAGAGUAAAUCCUCACACAAUUUCCUCCGCGAUGAAAAGUCGUCUGCAGAUAUGGAUGUCAAACACUUAACUCCUUCAAUCUUGCCCCUGGAAGCCUCACUGCCCAUGCCACAUAAACUUUCUGUAUCCGCGGUCGAUUCUGCCACUGUCUCGUACUCACUGUACCAACAUCUCCUGAUUAUGGAGUCGAUCAUUGGCUCCCGGUUCAACUCUGGAAAUAUCAUCUUUUGUAGCAGAUCCAUGACAACAGGCCUGUGCUCCUUACCAGAGCGAUUGUCACCGACACAUUGAUCACCAUAAACUUCAAAUCCAUAAUUUAUUAGAUAGAAUAGCAAAACAAAGCGCACAUUGCUCUGUUCGUGGGACAAGUAGGCCUGUAUUUCUUGUGCACAGUUCCUUAUUCCACUCCUAUGGUGCUCUGGGAUUACUGUGCGUAUAUGAGAGAAGAAAUAUUUUGAUAUGGUGGCAGACACACCAUGGGCCAUGAUGUGAUACCGAUUGCCCAGAAUCGCGGGCGCAAGCGGAAAUGGGAAGAUCUCAAUGCCAAACUAGAACGCGCCAAUAUAGCAUUUCAAGUGCCUCACUCCGUCCUUCGUAAUCAAUUACAUCUAAUUCUUGUUCAAUGGAUAAUCUCCAAAUAUAUUCGCGGCUUUCCUUCCAGGCCCUUGGGGGUAUGGUAUGAUGUUUAUUGGGCAGAAGACCGCACAAACUUAAUUUGAGCCAAUAACAUUUGGAUCAUUUCUUGCUUCCUGCAGUAUCCUUCUCAUGAAUUAACCCAGGUUUGGAUCUGGCCUUCUUUAUCUGCUCCCACCAGGGAAAACCUCUCUCUGUAGUUUGUUAACCCAAGGUAGCAGAGGUUGAUAGUACUCAGUAAAAUAUUU